Messenger RNA from Stomoxys calcitrans (stable fly), 2190 nucleotides. RefSeq names its product tyrosine-protein phosphatase non-receptor type 61F (gene Ptp61F). The transcript is spliced from 8 exons. Gene Ontology annotation, molecular function: protein tyrosine phosphatase activity. Bases 339 to 2126 code for a protein of 595 amino acids. Gene Ontology annotation, biological process: protein dephosphorylation. The record is from RefSeq and is a predicted model, not a curated record. NCBI's taxonomy places the organism in Eukaryota, Metazoa, Arthropoda, Insecta, Diptera, Muscidae.
AUUUUUCUCACCUUAUAGUUUGUACAAACUCAAUAUUGCGACGAAUAAAUCGACAAACAAAUGUUUAUAAAAAUCUAAAUAGUUUUAAAACAAGUUGGACAUUUCCAACAAUCCAAGAAUUGAGUUGUGUGUCAAGUUAGUAAUAAAUAGCCCACUUCCACAAAAAUGCUAGAAGAAAUUUAGCUUGUUCGUGUUAGUGUUUAUCGUUCACUCCUACGUCUUCAAUUGCAAUUUGCUGACAAAAAAGGAAAAUCACCGUGUGAAUAACGAAAGACACAGUACUACAACCAAAAAAAACAUCAAAACAGAAGACAAGUGUUAUCGUCGUUUGUAUAAGAAUGACUUCCACAACAAAUUCAACAGCAUCUUCAUCAGGCGGUGGCAGUGAAUCGAGUAAUGAAAACAUACCCAUGGACUCAUCGACGUCUUCAUCGUCAUCAUCAUCUUCUUCUUCAGCCCCAAAUAAUAUUGAAAUGGAGUACAAUAAAAUCUCGGACGAUCGAAACGGUUGGCAGCAUGUGUACCAGGAAAUUCGAGAAAAAUGUGAACGAGAAGCAAACGAGAAACAUUUUUGCACAAGCGAGUCGGAAAAGGCACAGAAUCGUUGCUUAAACAGAUACCGAGAUGUUAAUCCAUAUGAUCAUUCUAGAAUCGUAUUGCACAGAGGCAGUGUAGAUUAUAUAAACGCUAAUUUAGUAAAGAUGGGACGUGCUGAACGAAAAUACAUCUUAACGCAGGGUCCUUUGGUCGACACAAUCGGCCAUUUCUGGUUAAUGGUUUGGGAACAAAAAACACGAGCCAUUCUUAUGCUAAACAAAUUGAUGGAAAAGAAACAGCCGAAGUGUCACUUGUAUUGGCCGGAGCGAAAGGGGCCUGAGAACGCUUUGAAAUUGAAUGAAGUGAAAUUGACAGUGGAGUUUUUACAUUGGACGGAAUACAAAAAUUUUUGUGUCCGAUGGUUUAAAUUGACUGAUCUGCAAUCGAAUCAAAACCGUAAUAUUAUACAAUUCCACUAUACAACUUGGCCUGAUUUUGGUGUGCCUAGUUCGCCAGUCGCAUUUUUGUAUUUCCUUAAAGAAGUGCGGUCAUCAGGGGCUUUAGACCCCAACGAGGGUCCCGCUGUGGUACAUUGUAGUGCUGGCAUUGGACGUUCUGGAACAUUUUGCCUGGUGGACUGCUGUUUAGUUUUGGUUGACAAGGAGGGUGUAAAUAAUGUUUCGGUUCAGGAAGUUUUAUAUGAACUGCGAAGAUACCGCAUGGGCUUAAUUCAAACCGCCGACCAAUUGUAUUUUUCAUAUCAAGCCAUUAUUGAAGGCAUUAAACUACUUAAGGAUCAGAAAUUUAUGAACUAUAAUGAAGUGGUUUACAACUCUGUCGAAGAUCAUUGCCAACAAAAUGACGAAUGUAGUUUAGACGAAACUCCACCGCCGUUACCCCCACGUACUCAUUCACUUUUACCUAUGGCUGGCAGCGGAGCCGACGGAUCUUUGAGACUGAACUUGGCCGGAAAUAAUUCACAGGGAAAACCCUUGCCCAAAAUUCCGGCUAGUGUUAGUUUUAACGAGUUAUAUGCACCCGACAAUGACAAAAAUAACAAGGACGCUUUGAACAACUUCAUCAACAAAGAGAGGAACCCCGACACAAACAUAACACACCGACCGUUACCACCACUGCCAACACAAAACUCAUUGGACCGUGUACACGAAUCGGAUAGUGAUGAAAAUAAUGACUCUGAUGAAGACAGCGACGAUAUAAAUGAUGAUGAAGACGAUGAUGAAGAUGCUGGAAACGAACUAAAUGAAAAUGCAGCUGAGAGCACGGCUAAGCACAAACAACAGCACAACAGUAUAGCAACAAGCGAAAGUGCAGAUCAAGGUUCAAUGAAAUUAAAUGGCAUAGAGGCUGGAAGUAGCGAACCCACGAGUCCUGAUAACGAACUAAGGCGCCGUAAACGUGCAGAACGUCAAGCGAAUAUCGAAAAGAAAGUUAAUGAUAUAAAGAGAAAGCAACGGGAAAGCGAAGAGAACAAACAGACGGCGAAGAAAAGAAGGUCAUUAAUUACUUAUAUAACAGCAGGUGUUGUUGUGGGUGUUAUCUGUGUUUAUGUCUAUUCAAAAUGGACUUAAUUCAUAUCUAAACUUCUCUCUACCAACCUACUACCAAUAUAUAAAAGCUCCUCCUCGAACCCCC